Molecule: messenger RNA, 10460 nt
Organism: Gallus gallus (chicken)
Lineage: Eukaryota; Metazoa; Chordata; Aves; Galliformes; Phasianidae
Gene: CHD1W
Product: chromodomain helicase DNA binding protein 1
Exons: 33
Coding region: 4753-9315 (1520 amino acids)
Biological process (GO): regulation of transcription by RNA polymerase II; nucleosome organization
Cellular component (GO): chromatin; nucleus
Molecular function (GO): ATP hydrolysis activity; histone binding; chromatin binding
Source: RefSeq, a predicted model, not a curated record
AUGAUUUUGCAAUUACCCAUGCUUUACUCCUCUGCACUUGAAAUAUAUAACCUUGUGCUUCUCAAUUUUGAUUGGUGUUUUAGAAUAUUUUAAAAUAAAUACUAUCAAAGGAAGAUAUAUAUCAUUAUUCUUUUCCGAGCAAAAGAGACUGCAUUACCCAUAGGGUUGUUGAAGAACAUUCACCAACACUUUUUAUUUUUAAAAUUGUCUUAUUUAUGGCAUGUUUUUGAGGUGAAGGUCCAUCCUCCUUUAAAAAUUACUGGAGAAAUGGGAAACUGCUUAAGUAGGUUGUCUCUGAUAAAAUUUAGGUUGGAAUCCCAUAGUCCAUGCCAAAUUUUUAAAUGCUAUUGAAGCAGAAACUCCAAAAGUUAUUACAGGUUUGACAAUAAUUAUCUUUCUUGACUAGCCAAGACAGUUUAAUUGAAAUUGAGCUAGUUUUAAGCUGUAGAUCAAGUUUGUGAAAAAGAUUAUAUAUUCUUAUUGUCACAAUGAGAGGAGAAUAGACUUAGUGACCUAGGUAGGUGGGUGUGUCUGUUAAUGAACAGUGCAUAGAGAUUGAAUCAUUCUCUCAUUCCUCUUCUCCAGUUAAUGAAUUAUCUCGAUAUUCAGGGUUGCCAAUGUAGUGUCUUGAAGAAAUGAUAGUUUGAAAAUUACAAAAAUGCUUGCUAUGCAAAAUGAUACUUAUCUAGUGAUGAAUUGUUAAUUAUAGUCCUCUGUUACUUAAGAAUGUGAUUGCACCUAAUAACGUGUUCUAUUACAGGAAAGAUGUUUUCAGCUUAGAAACUAAAUAACCAAAUAACCUCACAUAUCCAGUGCUUCAAUUUUGAUUUAUUUCUAUUUUGAGCAAGUAUGUUUGCAGUUGCUAUCUGACAUGCAAAUCAGAUUUCUCUAUGUAACUUACUACAGGAUCAAACCGUAAAGUAUGGUGGUUUAUGUUUUCUAUAUAUCAAAAUAAAUACAGGUUGUGGAAUUGCAUGAAGUUGGGGAGGUUGUUUGUUUUGAUUCUUGUUUUUUGUUGCUUGUUUUGUUUUGGAGGGAUUUUAUUUGAGUGUUUUUGCUUGCAGAAAAAAAAUCUUUUAAAGAGAUGAUUCUAUAGCAUUUCCAAGGCACAUAUAUGCAUUGACUGUCACAUUAAAGGGCAAUGUUCUGAGCUUUCUGUACAACCGCUGCCAGGUUAGAGUAGCCCUGUAACUUUAAUCUUCAGUGGUUUUCCCUCUCUCCUGUGGAUCUAUUCUGUCAGCCCAUUAAGCUGCUCGUGCAGUCAGUGAAUAGUAAUGAUUGGCUCGGUGGUUAAAAAUACUCCUGGUUCCCAAUAGCCUCUUGCUUCCUCCUCACUCAACAUAAUCUGGUCUCCCCCCUUGAGGGAAACUCGCUACACAUACUCAACGUCUGAUUCUCCUGACCUGAUUUCUCUUGUAUUUUUUCAAAAUCUGCUGGUGACCAUGGGAAGGUAUACACAGUAGCACUGACCUCCUCAUCGCUACCAACAGCAGUCUCAGCUUUAACCAGGGGUCAUAUGGGGAUCAUUUGAGAUUCAGAAUCAGGGGUCCCUUCUGCCUCAUCAUCAUCACUGUCGGACAAAACAUCCUCAUCCCAGGUUUCAGAGUUUGGCUUACGCAUUAAUUUACGAAUCUGUUUGAUUAGGGCAGAAGGUUGCAUUUUAUCUAAUUGCCGAUUUACCCUUUCCAACAGCCAUUUAAGAUGAAUGCUCACUCACAAGGCUAUCAACUCAGAUUCCUAAUUUUUCUCCUGUCUCCCUUUCAGAUUCUAAUGAUGACUUUAACACCUUAUUCUCCUAUUUCAAGGCUGUGUGUUCUACACCGGAAAUCAGUUUGAGAACAGAGGCUCCUAAAGCCUGUUUAAACUCUCUCAUUUCUUGCUGAACACAAGUCAAACAGGCUCCUAACACCGCACAAAUGACUUUCUUAUCCUUUUUUAUUCCAAUCUUUUUUGCAGCCUGAUAGUGCUCAAUGUAUUCUAGUACUUUCUCUUCAUCCUUCCAAAACUUUUGAGCCCACUCCUUCCCAGCUUGGAAAGGGGCACAGUUAUAUUUUUGCAGCAGCUUCUCCAUGGCAAUCCUGUCCAUGAUGUCAUUUUUUACCGUCACAUUAAAGGGCAACAUUCUGAGUGAUGCCUAAUUUGGCACUAUAAGUCUAGUCAUGUUCAACAUAUGAACUAUCACGAUUACGGAUUCACAAAUAGCGCUGUGAGAAAUAACUCAAAUGAUUUUUCGGAGACUGGAUCUCUUGUGAAAAAGUUUUAAUUUGCAAUUGGGCAUCCUGCAAACAGGAGUGCACAACCAAAAACACAUCACAGCCUUAUAUCCCCUAAUCCCCUAUUCCCACCCCCUACGCUAGGAAUUCCUCCCAUUUCCUUGUUGAUUAAGUACUCCAGGUUCACAAUUGUCAUGGUUUUAGGAUUUUGGGUUAUUGGUAGUCCACAUCAAAACAUCAUGUAACAUAACAUCAUAACAUCAUCUCCGGAAGAGAAGAAGAACUACAUACCCCAGGGGGCUUUGCAUUCAGAGAGGAGAUAUAACCCCUAGAAAGGUCACCUGAUGUCCUUUUUUUUUUUCUUAUGCUCUCCUCCCUGCUGCUUGUCCCAACCAUAUGCAUCGCCACAGCACUAGCGUAAGGCCUACAGCUUUCAGAUACUCUCUCUCAUUAUAUUUGCUUUAUUAGCUUCAAUUCUAAUUAUAUUGUAUUAUAGUGUGUAAUCUUGCAUUCCGAUACUAUAUUUACUAAAUUAGUUUGUUUCUCCUCAGAUCGUUGCUGCUGUUUUUAAUUAUUUUGGGGUCCCCUGUUUCCCUUUUCCGGAGGCGCAGAUUCGCAAACUGCCUCUGCCCCACUAGUCAUGGAACCGGGCCGAACCAGCCCGUAAACCGCUGAUAUUUCUUGGUGGAGAAUGCGAGCAAAAGCUGCUUUUUAGCUUUUUAGAACAAAUCUCUCUCUCUGCUCUCAGAGAAUUUGUUAGGAAACUUUAUCUCUUUUGCAGGUGCUCACUGAAGACUUCACCUUGAAAGUCCAGGUGGACUGCCAGUAUUCUGGGAUAUUUAUAAACUCUGAGCACUGCUAACUUGCUUCUAUAAAGAGUAAAAAAAAAAGAUUCUGCUUUCUCUUAAACCUGUUUGCAGAGGGAGCUGCUAAUUUUACAGAACUUGUGAUUUUUAAGCAGGCUCCCCAUCUCCUUGAAUCCUUUAUGCAUUUUCUGAAUGCUCAUCUGAUCACGUUGUUAAUCUCCCUGAAUGUGCUGUUCAUUAUUUUACUGAUUUCACUCAGUAUAUGGAUUUAUAAUAUUUUGAGGAAGCCUUUCCCAGAACAAGAGAAUACUGAGUGGCAGGGAGUGUGGAGAGGCUUGGGAGAGACUUUAGAGAGAUGGACAUCCUUGGUGUCCUGGAACUUUACUCCUGAACACCUGAAAGACCCUGAGAGCUGAAACAGAUAUUUGAGACAGGAAUGUUGUGUCUUAGGCAGAUCUGAGGAGGCACAAAUGAUUUGGGGCCUGGCUAAUGCUUAUCGGGCCUUAUUUAAUACUAUCCCAGAGAGGGAGAGGGUUUCUGAAAUUGAGAGAGAGUCUCUGUGCUGAAAGCGAGUGUCUCAGAGCUGAGAGGGAGAUUCUCAGGGAGACAGUACAAAAUGAGUGAGAGAGUCUCCAAGCCGAAAAGGAGAGCUUCCAGGAGAGACUCCAAGCCGUGAGGGAGAAUCUCCAGGCUGAGCAAGAGAGUCUCCUUGUUGAGAGAAAAGGCCUCCAGUCUGAGCGAGACACCCUCCAGUCCGAGAGAGAUGCCCUCUGAACCCAGAGAGACUCCCUUCAAUCCAAACUCAAACACCUUCAAUUUCAACAAGACACCCUCUGCUCUGAGCGAGACGCCCUCUGGUCCAAACAAAAUGCGUCCGGUCCGAGAGGGUCAUCCUCAUGUCCAAAUGGGACGUACUCCGAACUGAGUGAGAUGCCUUCCAGCACGCAAAAUUCAGUCUCCAAAUUGAAUGAAGUAGACUUCAGGUUCAUCAAGUCAUGCUCGAAUCUGAACUAAUACCCUCAUAAUCAAAUGAGACAGACUCCAAGCCGAGCUGGAAAGUGAGAGCAGCGGAACUGACCAACCUGAUCAACCACAGGAGGCACCACAAUUGAUGUCAGUUGCCCCGUAAGAGGAAGGAAAAUGAAACAAAUCUCAACUCACUCACACUAAGAGAAGAAAGAGGAGGAGGGAAAAGUAGAGGAAGCAGACGCUGUAAGAGAAGAGGAGGAAAGAGGUCCAGAGGAGUGGCUCCAUGAUCCAGGGGAAUCACCCCUGAGUCCAGGGGAGAGACCCCCAAUAAGAUCGCAGUCACCAAUGCCCAGGAGGGUAACAAGAAGUCCUGAAAGAGUAGGAGUGAAGACUGGCAAGUAUCUAGGUCAGGGUCAAUAUCGGGAACUAGUUCUGAUUCUGAAUCCGAGGAAGAUAGAGAGAAAAACAGUUGUGAAGAGAGUGAAUCUGACUAUGAACCAAAAAACAAGGUCAAAAGCCAGAAACCUCCAAGGAGAAUUAAGCCCAAAAGUUGCAAGAAGGGCACAGGACAGAAAAAGAGGCAGUUUGAUUCAUCAGACGGUGAUGAUGAUUAUGACAAGAGAGGAUCUCGUCGCCAGGCAACGGUCAAUGUUAGUUACAAAGAAGCUGAAGAAACCAAGACAGAUUCUGAUGAGUUGUUGGAAGUUUGUGGAGAAGAUGUCCCACAGCCUGAAGAAGAUGAAUUUGAAACUAUAGAGAAGUUCAUGGAUAGUCGAAUUGGCCGAAAAGGAGCCACUGGUGCUGCAACCACCAUCUAUGCAAUUGAGGCAGAUGGUGACCCAAAUACUGGAUUUGAAAAGUCAAAAGAGCCAGGAGAAAUACAGUAUCUUAUUAAAUGGAAAGGCUGGUCACACAUUCAUAAUACUUGGGAAAGUGAAGAAACUCUGAAGCAACAAAACGUUAAAGGAAUGAAGAAACUAGACAAUUAUAAGAAAAAGUGUCAGGAAACAAAACGAUGGCUGAAAAAUGCUUCUCCAGAAGAUGUGGAAUACUAUAACUGCCAACAGGAAUUUACAGAUGAUCUACAUAAACAGUAUCAAGUAGUGGAAAGGAUAAUUGCUCAUUCAAAUCAGAAAUCAGCAGCUGGUUAUCCAGAUUACUAUUGCAAAUGGCAGGGUCUGCCUUACUCAGAAUGUAGCUGGGAAGAUGGUGCUCUCAUUGCCAAAAAAUUUCAGGCAUGUAUUGAUGAGUAUUUUAGCAGAAAUCAGUCCAAGACCACUCCAUUUAAGGACUGCAAGAUUCUAAAACAGAGGCCAAGGUUUGUUGCGUUAAAGAAGCAACCAUCUUAUAUUGGAGGACGCGAUUGUUUAGAGUUAAGAGAUUAUCAGUUAAAUGGACUGAACUGGCUUGCUCAUUCAUGGUGCAAAGGGAAUAGUUGUAUUCUUGCAGAUGAAAUGGGUCUGGGUAAAACAAUACAAACAAUUUCUUUUCUGAACUACCUGUUCCAUGAACAUGAACUGUAUGGGCCUUUCUUGCUGGUUGUGCCACUUUCUACCUUGACAUCUUGGCAAAGAGAGAUUCAAACUUGGGCUCCUCAGAUGAAUGCUGUGGUUUACUUAGGAGAUAUAACUAGUAGAAAUAUGAUAAGAACUCAUGAAUGGAUGCAUCCACAGACCAAGCGAUUAAAAUUUAAUAUACUUCUAACAACUUAUGAAAUCUUGCUGAAGGAUAAGUCAUUCCUUGGUGGUCUGAAUUGGGUGUUUAUAGGGAUUGAUGAAGCUCAUCGUUUAAAAAAUGAUGAUUCUCUUCUGUACAAGACUUUAAUAGACUUCAAGUCUAAUCAUCGUCUUCUUAUUACUGGAACCCCGCUGCAGAACUCCCUCAAAGAGCUUUGGUCUUUGCUGCACUUCAUCAUGCCAGAGAAGUUUUCUUCCUGGGAAGAUUUUGAAGAGGAGCAUGGGAAAGGGAGAGAGUUUGGUUAUGCAAGUCUUCACAAAGAACUUGAGCCAUUUCUACUCAGAAGAGUUAAAAAGGAUGUAGAAAAGUCUUUACCUGCUAAGGUUGAGCAAAUUUUAAGGAUGGAAAUGAGUGCAUUGCAGAAGCAAUAUUACAAGUGGAUUUUAACCAGGAAUUAUAAAGCCCUGAGCAAAGGUUCUAAAGGCAGUACCUCAGGAUUUUUGAACAUCAUGAUGGAACUGAAGAAGUGUUGUAACCAUUGUUACCUCAUUAAACCACCAGAUGAUAAUGAAUUCUAUAAUAAACAGGAGGCUUUACAGCAUUUAAUACGUAGCAGUGGGAAACUAAUCCUCCUUGACAAGUUACUGAUUCGUCUACGAGAACGUGGCAACAGAGUACUGAUUUUCUCUCAGAUGGUGAGGAUGCUAGACAUCCUAGCAGAAUACUUGAAGUAUCGUCAGUUUCCUUUUCAGAGACUUGAUGGAUCAAUAAAAGGAGAACUGAGGAAACAAGCACUGGAUCAUUUCAAUGCAGAAGGAUCAGAGGAUUUCUGCUUUUUGCUGUCUACCAGAGCUGGAGGAUUAGGUAUAAAUUUGGCAUCUGCUGACACUGUAGUUAUAUUUGAUUCUGACUGGAAUCCACAAAAUGAUCUGCAAGCACAGGCUAGAGCUCAUAGGAUUGGACAAAAGAAACAGGUUAAUAUUUAUCGGCUAGUCACAAAAGGAUCAGUAGAAGAAGAUAUUCUUGAAAGAGCCAAGAAAAAGAUGGUGUUAGAUCAUUUAGUGAUUCAGAGAAUGGACACCACAGGGAAAACUGUACUACAUACAGGCUCUACUCCUUCAAGCUCAACACCUUUUAAUAAGGAAGAGUUAUCAGCAAUUUUGAAGUUUGGUGCUGAGGAACUUUUUAAAGAACCUGAAGGGGAGGAAGAGGAGCCUCAGGAGAUGGAUAUAGAUGAAAUCCUGAAGAGGGCUGAAACUCGAGAAAAUGAGUCAGGCCCAUUAACUGUAGGAGAUGAGUUACUUUCACAGUUCAAGGUAGCUAACUUUUCCAAUAUGGAUGAAGAUGACAUUGAAUUGGAACCAGAACAAAAUCUAAGAAACUGGGAAGAAAUCAUUCCAGAAGUUCAGUGGCGACGAAUAGAAGAGGAGGAAAGACAAAAAGAACUUGAAGAAAUAUAUAUGCUUCCAAGAAUGAGAAACUGUGCAAAACAGAUCAGCUUUAAUGGAAAUGAAGGGAGAUGCAGUAGGAGCAGAAGAUAUUCUGGAUCUGAUAGUGAUUCCAUCUCAGAAAGAAAACGACCAAAAAAACGUGGACGACCACGAACUAUUCCCCGUGAAAACAUUAAAGGAUUUAGUGAUGCAGAGAUUAGACGAUUUAUCAAGAGUUACAAGAAAUUUGGUGGCCCACUUGAAAGGUUAGAUGCUAUAGCUAGAGAUGCUGAGCUAGUUGAUAAAUCUGAAACAGACCUUAGACGUCUGGGAGAACUUGUACAUAAUGGAUGCAUUAAGGCUUUAAAUGAUAAUGACUUUGGUCAAGGAAGAACAGGUGGUAGAUUUGGGAAAGUUAAAGGCCCAACAUUCCGAAUAGCAGGAGUGCAGGUGAAUGCAAAGCUAGUCAUUUCUCACGAAGAAGAGUUGGCACCAUUGCAUAAAUCGAUUCCUUCAGAUCCAGAAGAAAGGAAAAGAUAUGUCAUCCCAUACCACACCAAAGCAGCUCAUUUUGAUAUAGAUUGGGGUAAAGAAGAUGAUUCCAAUCUGUUAAUAGGCAUCUAUGAAUAUGGUUAUGGCAGUUGGGAAAUGAUAAAAAUGGAUCCUGAUCUCAGUUUGACACAGAAGAUUUUACCUGAUGAUCCAGAUAAGAAACCCCAGGCUAAGCAGUUACAGACUCGUGCAGAUUACCUCAUUAAAUUACUGAAUAAAGACCUUGCAAGAAAGGAAGCACAGAGACUUGCUGGUGCAGGCAAUUCAAAGAGGAGAAAAACAAGAAGUAAGAAGAAUAAAGCAACAAAGGCUGCAAAAAUAAAAGAAAUAAAGAAUGACUCCUCAUCACCACCCUCAGAAAAAUCUGAUGAUGAUAAUGAGGAUGAGAUUGUUUCAGUGAAACAUCCACAUAAAAAAAUAAAAGCAGAAAAAGAAAAUGAAGAAAAAGAUGAGCCAGAUAUUGGUAUAAAGAAGGAAGCUGGAGAAAAAAGAGAGACAAAAGAAAAGGAAAAUAAGAGAGAUUUGAAAAGGGAGAAAAAAGAAAAAGAGGAUAAGAAAGAAUUAAAAUAUAUUAAAGAAAAGAGAGAAAACAAAGUAAAAGAAUUCAUACAGAAAGUAAAAGAAGUAAAGGAAGAGAAGGUAAAUGAAAUCAAAUCUGAAUAUAAAGAAAAAAAUAAAAAAGUUCCAUUAUUGGAUAUUCCAGUUCAUAUUACUGCAAUUAGUGAACCAGUUCCUAUAUCUGACGAAUCUGAAGAACUGGAUCAGAAGACAUUCAGUGUGUGCAAAGAAAGAAUGAGGCCUGUUAAAGCAGCACUGAAACAACUGGAUCGACCAGAGAAAGGCCUUUCUGAAAGGGAACAGCUGGAACAUACUAGACAGUGCCUAAUCAAAAUUGGGGACCACAUUACUGAAUGUUUAAAGGAGUACACAAAUCCUGAACAAAUUAAACAGUGGAGAAAAAACUUGUGGAUUUUUGUCUCUAAGUUUACAGAAUUUGAUGCCAGAAAGUUGCACAAACUAUAUAAGCAUGCAAUCAAAAAACGCCAAGAAUCUCAGCAACACAGUGACCAGAACAUUGCUGCUAAUGUGAACACACAAGUAAUUAGAAAUCCAAAUGUGGAAAGUCUAAAAGAGAAUACAAACCAUGAUGACAGUAUCAGGGACAGUUAUUCUUCUGACAGACAUUUGUGUCAGUACCAUGAUCAUCAUAAGGACAGAUAUCAGGGAGAUACUUAUAAGAAAAGUGACUCUAGGAAAAGGCCCUAUUCAGACUUCAGCAAUGGAAAAGAUCAUAGAGACUGGGAUCACUACAAAGACAGCAGAUACUGUAGUGAUAGUAAGCAUAGAAAGUUGGAUGGCCAUAGGAGCAGAGAUCACAAGUCAAACCUAGAAGGAAGUUUAAAAGACAGCAGGCCUCAUUCAGAUCACCGUUCCCAUUCAGAUCACCGGAUACAUUCAGAUCACCGUUCCACUUCAGAGUACAGCCAUCAUAAAUCUUCCAGAGAUUAUAGGUACCACUCAGACUGGCAAAUGGACCACCGAGCUUCUGGUAGUGGCUCAAGGUCACCAUUAGAUCAGAGGUCUCCUUAUGGUUCAAGAUCUCCAUUUGAACACUCAUCAGAUCACAAAAGUACACCUGAACAUACAUGGAGUGGCUGGAAAACAUAACAAAGACUGACAUUUUCUGGACCUUCUUUUAGCCAUAUACAGUAAACUAACACAGUAAUUGCCUUAUGUGACUUGAAAGACUGUAUAUUCUAUCAGUAGCAGUAUUGUUACUUCUUCCCAGGAUUCAAGGUCUAUUAUUCCAACAAAAAAAAUAUUUUUGUAUUUAAAGUUUAUGCUGCACAGUGCUGCAAAUGCUGUGGCACUUUUUUUUUUUUUCUUAAGAAAUGAAUACUGUUUACUUUUACAGGGACCUCAACACUGCCCUGUUCAGACUGGAUCUUAUAAAACUGUUUUUAGGCAGAAUGCAGUUGAAAUUGUUUGUAAAUGAAUUUUUAAACACUGACAUGUGAUCUUGUUUCAAGAAGGAAUGAGAAGUUUGCUUUGUUUUCUUAGUAAAGAAUUCUCAAGGAUUUUGUUCACUUUCCAAAGCUACAUGUUUACAUUCUACAGUGCAACCACCUAGCGGCUUUUCAUCACAAGCUUGAAUAUUUAAAUUCUGUACCUAUAACUGUAAAAUAGCUAGGAUUUCUCCUGUUUGUGAUCAGAUGUAAUAAAGCCUUUUUACAAUAAAUAAAUAAAUUGAAAUGGCUGCAAAUAAAUUAAAUUUUUCUUCCAUUUUGCUUGUUCCUUUCCCCACCAACUCAGGCCUUCCUGUCACAAGUAUUCAAAACAGGCAGUGUACUAAUUAUUUUUAAUAAAAUAGCCUGAUGAAAAUCACUGUUCAGAAUGUAGAAAAGGAACAGUUUUCUUGCAUUUAGUGCCCAUUUUUCUUUGAUACUUCAGAUAAAUAUUUUGGGGCUUUAUUCUAGUUAGCUUUUUUUUUCUGUUGAACUGUCAAUAUUGUUAUUUGUUGUAGCAAAAUGGUGGGAAAUAGUCAAAAUGUUUUCUGGAAAGCUUUUUCCAGUCCAUUGGUUUUAAAGGAGGAGUGUUCAAUAUCUAAACAGUGAACUUCAGAAUCCAAAUUAGCCAAAAUUGAUUGUACAUCCAUUUGUUUUCCAUUUUAAAAUGGGCAAUAAUGUCAAAUGUACUAUGUGGCCAGCUAAUAUUUUAGAAAAUUUGAAUGACUUUAAUAGAAUUGUUACAAUGCACACUGAUUGUACAUAGACAACAUCUAUCUGAUAAAAUAAAUUUAAAAGUAUAUGUGA